UUAGAAGAUGUUGAGGAAACACGACGUUCUCAUUUGGCUCCAUCGCAAUUCAUCUUGACUGCGGGAAAGGUUCAAAACGCGGAGCGCAAGUUCAGUUGAUCGAGCGCCUUACCCUCAUCAAUAACAUUUCAUACCAGGUUCUUCGAAUAGGAAACCUAACAUUUUGGAUGUAGGGAAACUUAGCAAGUGGUCGAAUUAACAUUCAAAUAUGUUCAGAAUUGCUGUACUACUGGUGCCAUUAGUGCUUCUCGAGCUCGUUUCCCGAGGAUCAGCGUUAAGUUUGAACGAUCCGUGCAAGAAUCCUGACGAUCAGCCCGGCCGCUGCAUAUUUCUUCGUGAGUGUCCAGCCUUACUAAACAUUUAUAACAAACAAGUGCUCACACCAGACGAGAGUAGUUUUAUCCUGAGUAGCCGAUGUGGUAAAUCUGGGACCAAAUCGUUGGUUUGCUGCGCUGGGGCUGAUGUAGCCAUCUCUAGCUCCUCCUCUAAGUUUCUCAAGUCUCCUCAUUGUGGACUUGAUUUAUCGGACCGUAUCGUGGGGGGUCAACCAACCAAUUUGGACGAGUUCCCCUGGACCGCUUUGAUUCAGUACAGCAAGCCAGACGGAAGGACGGGAUUUCACUGUGGCGCAUCAUUGAUCAAUUCACGUUAUGUGCUAACUGCAGCUCAUUGUAUCAAAGCGAUCCCCAAAGGAUGGGAAGUACUCGGUAUUCGUCUCGGGGAGUACGACCUCUUUAAUGAUGGGAAAGACUGUAUUGAUGGUGUAUGUGCCGAUGUUCCGGUGGACGUAGCCAUUGAGCAAAUAAUUGUUCACGAAGAAUACAAUCUCAGGACUCCUGGCCAGUACAAUGAUAUAGCCCUAAUUCGGUUGGCUCGCAACGUUUCGUUUUCGACAUAUAUAAAGCCCAUUUGUUUGCCAGUGGAUUCCGCUGAACGAUUUCGUGACAUUGUCGGAACUGUAGCCUCUGCUGCUGGAUGGGGCAGAACAGAAACAGGAAGAGGAAGUUCGAUCAAGCUAAAAGUAAGUUUGGAGAUCAGUGAUCCGGUUCGAUGCGCUAAAGCCUACGUACCAUCACAUAUAAUUCUAAGAGACACGCAGCUUUGUGCAGGUGGCCUUCGCGGUAAAGAUACCUGUAGCGGAGACUCCGGAGGUCCUCUAAUGAAACGUAUCAAGUCUACCCAUUUCCUGUAUGGAAUCGUUAGCUUCGGACCCAAUAAAUGCGGUACCAACAAAGUACCAGGAGUAUAUACCAAUGUUGUAAAAUAUAUCGAAUGGAUUGAAAAUAAUCUGCAGUAGAAUAGGUUAUGUUAUAUCAUUAUGUUAUAUCAAACAUGAAAUAGAAGCACUUUUUCUACUGAAUCUACUUCCAAAUGGCAACGCAAUGCAACUAUGAGCCGUGUUUAUGAAUAGGUAAAAGUCCUCUUUGAGUAGAACAAUGCAAAUGGUCAUUCUCGGAUAGGCAUAGAAAUCAUAUUAUCUUUUCGAAAAAUGUUGCUCUAUAGAUAAUGAAACAUUCACAAUAAGAUAUUACUUGGGGCUUCA
Molecule: messenger RNA, 1543 nt
Organism: Toxorhynchites rutilus septentrionalis
Lineage: Eukaryota; Metazoa; Arthropoda; Insecta; Diptera; Culicidae
Product: CLIP domain-containing serine protease B4-like
Exons: 5
Coding region: 209-1297 (362 amino acids)
Biological process (GO): proteolysis
Molecular function (GO): serine-type endopeptidase activity
Source: RefSeq, a predicted model, not a curated record